AUGGACAUGAAGGGGGACAAAGCGCUUCCGAAGAAGCAGUACGAGGCACGAGACGCCGAACGAAUUGCACGUAACCGAGACGACGAUGUAUCAUCGAGGAGGACUACACAGCUCGUCGCGGAAGAGACGUGGCACUCAGAUCCACGACGAUUGGAAACGAACGAACUCAAUGACCACGAUCUGCUGGGCCAUUGA
This is a messenger RNA of Fulvia fulva, 195 nucleotides long. RefSeq lists its product as uncharacterized. The record is from RefSeq and is a predicted model, not a curated record. The transcript has a single exon. Bases 1 to 195 code for a protein of 64 amino acids. Lineage: Eukaryota; Fungi; Ascomycota; Dothideomycetes; Mycosphaerellales; Mycosphaerellaceae.